AUGGAUACCGCAGCAUCUUAAAUCAUCUCUUAAGCUCAGAUUUAAUAGAUAUUAUAAAAUAAUCCUUACACAUAACAUUAAGAUUUUCGCUUUGCUAAUCUAGCUUCAUCUUCCUUUGUGGGCUCAUAAAAUGAACCUUAAUCUCCAGUUGUCGUAGGAAACGGAUUUAAUAGUUGUAAUAGCUUUGCUAAAGGAGGAACCGACCAAUUUAAAGCCUUCUCAAAUUUAGGUACUCCUCUUUUUAUCAACUAGUAAAAUGCCAAAGGAAAUUAAUUCUAAAAGACGGAUUCACUGAUCAGUAAAUCUAACUAAGAGACAUCUUAGAACUAAGGAUUUUAAUCCUCUACUAAUAGUAUUCCUUAAUUUAAUAUUGGUAGUGAUAACUAAAUACCGUCAAAUAACUAAGCAAAUAACCCCAGCAGUAUCAGCAACAAUGUAAAUAUUCCAAAUCAUAGCUCUGAAAAUCCUCGAAACGGAGCCUAAAACACCCUACUAUUUAAUAGUUCUCUUCCUACUUUUGAUACAAUUGACUCUUCAUAGAAUUUAAAUCCCUAAUUAAACUAAAAUUUAAGCAAUUAAUUCUAAUAAAAUUUAAAUUCAAUCAAUAUCAACUAACCAUUUAUUAAGUAGAGCACAUCAGGAACUAUAAAUGGAAAUGCUUUAAACUAACUUUAACAGUAGUAGUUGAUAAAUUUAUUAGCUCUGCAAGCUUAAUAGCCAUUAUAGCUCCCAGCUUAGUUAAAUAGUCUUAAUGGCUUAGCUAUUAAUAGUGGAAAAUAAAUUAUUCCUUCAGGAAUUGAUAAAUAUUAGUAAGAAAAUCUAAUAAACAUGUAAUUGCUUGCUAAAUAAGGAAAUCCUAAUUAAUUAAUUUAAAUUCUAAAUGCAUAGUAAAUUUAGUAAUAGCAAUAACAAUAGCAGCUGCUAUAAGCUUAAUUAUUAGCAAGUUAGCCAGACCUUCUGGCUCAUCAACAAAAUUUAUUGCUGCUCUUACAACAAUAAAUAAACAAUUAAAAUAAUUUUAAUUCCAUAAAUACUAACAAUAAUAUUAUUUAACCCUGCCUCGUAGAAGAAGAAGAGUCUGUAGAAGAAGAUGAGCUAUCAAAAGAAAUUCCUGUUAAAGACGAGCAUUUAAGUCAUCCAGAUGAAAAUGAAAUAAUUUAGUAAGAUAAUUCCAAAUUUCCAAAUUAAAUACCAUAAGGCAGCGGCAUAGGAUUAAUUACUGCUUUAUUAAAUGACAAAAACAGAAAUCCUAAUCGAUUUGUAAACACCCUAUAGAUUCCUUAAAUAAAUCAAUAAAUACCUUUCCCAUCUUUAUAGAAUAUGCGUCAUUCCAUAUCUGAAGCCCGUCAAAUUACAAAUGAUAUGAGUGCUGAAGAAAACGAGGAUGAUGAUUCAGAAAAUGGUGAUGGAGAAGGAGAAGAGAGCGAUAUUUAGAGAAUUCGUCGCACUCAUGAACAAUAGAAAAAUCUUUUAAAAAGUCUGAAUAAAGUAUAUUCUAUGUAAAUAAAUACACCAAGGACAAAAGACGGAGAAUUCUAAUCUCCUGCUACUCCUUAGGAAUAAAAAAAUGCAAAAUUUAUUAAUCCCCUUUGCCAAGAGUACUAAAAAAUUUUAUACGGAAACCAACCUUGCACUGAGGGAGAGAUUAAAAUAAGAUAAAACUUUUACAUUGCUGAAUAAAGAAAGCACUUAUUAAAUCUUCCCUUAGACUACAAAAGUAUAUUUUCAGAGAAUCUUAUUUGCCUCGUGGAAUCAAUUCAUAAAAAUUCUAUUAUUCGUAGGAAUCCUCACCUACUAUAUGGGUCUAUUUCAGCUACUGGUAGACCAUAGUCUAAUUCAUUUUCUUCUUAAGCAACAACUCGUAUCUUUGAAACUCCAGGAAUGCAACCAUAGCUAAAGAUCGAAGACCAUGCUUUCCCUAAUGAAUUUUCCCUCAACGGCGGAAGUAAUGGUGGCUUCACACUUAGAAAUAAGUUGAAAAAGGUAGAAUCAGACAACAACUAAAAUAAUAACAACAGUCUUUUGCUCUCCAACAACCAGAGCUAGUAAGAUGAUGACGUAUCGUCAGACUCUUUUGGUUAGAAUAUUGAUAUAAAUCAGAUGAGAGCCCGCCAAUUAUCUAACAUAAGCGGUUUUUCAGCAAAUGGUAAUUCACCAGUUUAAGUUCGUCAUCACAAGUAAUCUUUUACAACAAACUUCCCCAACACUCCAGUAUUGAAUUCUUCACCUUCACAGAGUGCAACAAAUGUUUAAGAAAGAACUCUAUUAAAUCUUUACUCCUCAAAUUAUACAAAGGACAAAGAUAGAAGUAGAUAGUUUGCAACAGCUAAAAAUACUUAAGGAAAUAGAUCUAGAGCAAACACAGAAACUUCAUUUGGAAAUCCCUAAUCUCCUACAGCAAAUAAUGCUUUAAGCCCAGGAGGUGUUUAAAAAAGGUCAAAAUAUCAUAACUUAACCAAAUUGUUUAUGUACUUUUUGCUUUCUCUGUUUUAGGCAGAGAAUAUGGAAAGACUUGGAGUACCUGAGCAUAUUUAAUAAGAGCUCAUAAAAUGUGUUUAAAAUGUAAAAAAAACUGCUAAAAAGAAAAUAAAAAAUAAAAACUUAUAAAAAACAGACUUUUUUAAUCAUACUCACUAUAAUGCUCUUUUCUUGCAUCUCAACAAAAACUCCUUGCGUGAACUUUAAAAGAAGGAAAAAGACAUUUAAGUUCAUAAGCAAUGUUAUGGAUUAGAUCUGACAGAUAUUGACAUCUAAAGGUUAGAAUAUGUAAAUAUCCUAAAGAAAUUUGCUUAUGAAAUAGUGACAAACACAUUAGAAGCACCUAAUGAAGCUGAAUGUGUUAAUAACCCUAGAAAUGAAUACAUGCUCAAAGCUCUGAGUGGUAUUCGUUAGCUUGCUUAAGGAAACGUGAUCUUCAGAUUUUAGCAAGUUUAUGGAACUUAAUCUCCAUCGGAUGACUGA
Tetrahymena thermophila SB210 is the source of this 2961-nucleotide messenger RNA. RefSeq lists its product as hypothetical. Lineage: Eukaryota; Ciliophora; Oligohymenophorea; Hymenostomatida; Tetrahymenidae. The transcript has a single exon. The record is from RefSeq and is a predicted model, not a curated record.